CCUUGAGAUUGACAUGUCCUAUAUAGUUCAUGAUGUAAUCGUGGGCAAUGUCUACCAUAUAUAUUGCUUCCGAAGAACCAAGCAGGCUCACGGUUCGUUGUACAACUCGAAGGCAGAACUGUGCGGCAACGAGAUUUCUCUGUCUGGUGAUUGAUUGCAUUACGACGACUUUUGUUUUAUAACUACUGUGAAGGUAUUCGUCUCCACACGGCACAGCACAGCCUUGCAGUAGCAUACGCAACGCGAUAUCCGUACCAGUACCUCGAACAUACGCGGUACGCCAGACAAUGACAACGACUGAUACAACCAAGCUUUACGGCCUGACCGCGGUGCCGGCAGAUCAGUCGAGACAGAAACCCGCUACGAGCAAACCGGCACCGGUGGAGAUCUCAGCGCUCCAAGUACCGCAGACAGCAUUGGCAACGCGCGUCGCCGCGUACGCGAAAUCGAAGCUCGACGCAGACACGUACCGGCACAGUCUGCGCGUGUACAGUUACGGCUGCGCGAUCGCGAGGCAGUGUUUCCCGGAGUUCGAGCUGGCUCCGGGCUCGGCGCCCGAGGAGACGUGGUUUCUCACGGCGAUGUUGCACGACAUUGGCACCAGCCAGGAGUUUCUGACGGCGACGAGGCUGAGUUUCGAGUUUUGGGGCGGGUAUCAUGCGUUGAAGAUCCUGCAAGAUGCCAGCGUGACGGGUGGGCCGGAUUCAGAUUCCGAUCCGAAGGGUCAUGGUAAGGGUCGGGGUGAGGGUGAAGGUGAAGGGGUGGCGCCGCGGGAACAGGCCGAGAGCGUGACGGAAGCGAUCAUCAGACAUCAGGACAUACAGGACAAGGGGAGUAUCACCCUGAUGACGAGGCUGAUUCAUCUGGGGACCUUGUUGGACAAUAUCGGUGCCGGCGUGGAGUUGGUGCAUAGGCAGACGAUUGAGAAUGUGGUGCGUGAGUAUCCGCGACCGGGGUGGAGUGGAUGUUUCAAGAGCACGCUCAAACGGGAGUUGAGUGUCAAGCCUUACGCUAUGGUUAGCAGGAUCGAAGGGUUCGAAGAGAGGAUCGAGAAGAAUGGACAGAAGGGCGGCGUUAUGGGGGGUUUCGAUUGAUGGAUACUAGUAUCAUGGACCUUUUGACUCUGCAGAGAGCUUCGUCUAUAAAACAGAAACAGAACAGUUUCCAUCUUGCGCGAGCAGUCUGAGUGUGUUCCCUGGGUAUCAUAUGCUGUGUUUGGG
Molecule: messenger RNA, 1220 nt
Organism: Exophiala xenobiotica
Lineage: Eukaryota; Fungi; Ascomycota; Eurotiomycetes; Chaetothyriales; Herpotrichiellaceae
Exons: 1
Coding region: 288-1094 (268 amino acids)
Source: RefSeq, a predicted model, not a curated record